GGUUCGGCUCAAAAAAUUAUUUGUAAUUUCGUUAUUUCUCGUCUCGCGCUCGCCUCGAUCAAUUAUUCGCUAUUUCGCGACUCGCAAAAUGAUCGAAUCCGUUCCGACGACCCCGUUCGAGGGCCAAAAACCCGGCACUAGCGGUCUGCGGAAAAAGGUGAAGGAGUUUACGCAGAAAAACUACACGGAGAACUUCGUCCAAUGCAUCCUGGACGCGAACGGAGCGGCCCUCGCCGGAUCUACGCUCGUCGUUGGAGGCGACGGUCGGUAUUUCUGCAAAGAAGCCUGCGAACUGAUCGUGAAACUGUGCGCCGGGAAUGGGGUGCGCCGGCUGCUCGUCGGCCAGAACGGGAUCCUCUCGACCCCGGCCGUUUCCAGCCUGAUCCGGCGCCACAAGGCCCUGGGGGGUAUCGUGCUGACCGCGUCGCACAAUCCCGGCGGUCCGGAGAACGAUUUUGGCAUCAAGUUCAACUGCGAAAACGGGGGCCCAGCCCCGGAUGCCUUCACCAACAAGAUCUACGCGCUGUCCGGCGAGAUCAAGCAGUACAAGCUGGCCCAGGUGGCCGUCGAUAUCUCGAAGCCCGGUGUAACGAAUGCCGAGGUUGCCGGGAACCCCUUCACCGUCGAGGUGAUCGAUUCGGUGGCCGAUUACGUUACGCUGAUGAAGGAGAUCUUUGAUUUCGAGCGGCUGAGGGACUUUGUAAGUGGUAAAUCGCGACCGGGCGGUCAACCGCUGAAGAUGCGUAUCGAUUCCAUGAACGGCGUAACGGGAAGCUACGUGAACGAGAUCUUCAUCAACUGUCUUGGUGCAUCGACGGAUGGGGUCGUGCACACGACUCCACUGCCGGAUUUCGGUGGUCUUCAUCCCGAUCCCAACCUGACGUACGCCAAGGAUCUGGUGGAUACGGUACGGGCCGGUGAUUACGACAUCGGAGCAGCGUUCGACGGUGACGGCGAUCGUAAUAUGAUCAUUGGCCGGAAGGCAUUCUUCGUGACGCCGAGCGAUUCGCUGGCCGUCAUCGCCCACUACCUCGAGUGCAUUCCGUACUUCAAGCGUCACGGUGUACAGGGUCUGGCGCGCAGCAUGCCCACCGCUUCGGCCGUCGAUCGAGUGGCGGAAGCACUGGGCAAGGAGAUGUUCGAGGUACCGACGGGCUGGAAGUACUUCGGUAAUCUGAUGGAUGCCGGGCGGUUGUGCCUGUGCGGUGAGGAAAGCUUCGGUACCGGUUCGAACCACAUCCGAGAGAAGGAUGGUGUCUGGGCGGUACUGGCCUGGCUGUCGAUCAUGUCGCACACGGGCAAAAGCAUCGAGGAGAUCUGCGUCGAACACUGGAGGCGCUACGGGCGUAACUACUUUACGCGCUACGACUACGAAGAGUGCGAUCUGGCACCGUGCAAUGAGAUGAUGGCCACGCUCGAGAAGACCAUCACCGAUCCGGCCUUCGUUGGCCGAGAGCUGAGCGCCGGUGGAAAGACGUACAAGGUGAAGCUGGGCGAUAACUUUAGCUACAACGAUCCGAUCGAUAAGUCCGUUUCGACGAAGCAAGGUCUACGGAUUGUGUUCACCGAUGGUAGCCGUGUGGUGAUGCGCCUCAGCGGUACCGGCAGCUCCGGUGCCACGGUUCGCCUGUAUAUCGAUUCGUACGAGAAGGAGAAUGUGCUCGGCAGCGCAUCGGAGAUGUUGAAGCCACUGAUUGACAUCGCACUCGAGGUGUCCAAACUGCCCAGCUACACCGGUCGCAAUGCCCCGACCGUUAUCACGUAAGCCGUGUCUCGUGCCGAUGUCCUCGCGCAAGGAAUCCUUACUUCGAGUUACCCGAUAGUACACACACGUACGAGAACGCGGCAGUGUGCAUUUCGAUGUUUUGUUGUUCUAUAAUCUAGGAUUGUUUUUGAUUGAUAUUAAUGUUAGCGUGCACAGCCAAUAAAGUUGAAUUUGUUUUUCGAAAAGUGA
Anopheles darlingi is the source of this 1954-nucleotide messenger RNA. RefSeq names its product phosphoglucomutase (gene Pgm1). The transcript is spliced from 2 exons. Gene Ontology annotation, cellular component: cytosol. The record is from RefSeq and is a predicted model, not a curated record. Bases 89 to 1765 code for a protein of 558 amino acids. NCBI's taxonomy places the organism in Eukaryota, Metazoa, Arthropoda, Insecta, Diptera, Culicidae. Gene Ontology annotation, molecular function: magnesium ion binding; phosphoglucomutase activity. Gene Ontology annotation, biological process: carbohydrate metabolic process.